CUAACCGCAACAAAUUCGAAACCCUUCCCAAUCUCAUUCUUUUCCUUUUCCUUGCCCAUCCAGUUCUUACCUAAAUUUUCAAAAAGAGAAAAAUAAAAUAAAAAUUAAAAAUUGCAAACACAAACCGACGUAGGCUACUCUCUCUCUCAUUCUAAACAUACUUCUCUCGCUUCUCUCUCUUUCUUGUUUCUCUCUCUUCUUUUCUGUGUCUCUCUGCUACAAGCCGACGACAAACUCCGCGCUGGCAAAGAUUCCCUCUCUGCCUCCUCCCCCGUGUCUUUUUUUUUUUUUUUUAAAUUUUUUUUUUAUCUUCCACUUACUAAACCAAACCCUAAUAAAAGAAAACAUUUUUCUCGAGAAACAAACGUUACUUACAGUGUUACAGUCACAAUCACAAGCACCACCAUGCUUUUUCUCGAUCCCCGAAUAAACCCCACUUCAGAAUUCCAAAAACCCACUUCUAAUAAUACUUUAUUUUACUCUCAUCGUUGUUUUAGAAAAGCUUAUCUGAGGUGAGUUGGGUGGGGCGGAGCUCAGGUUUUUAUUUUUAUUUUUUAUUUUUUUAUUUUUUUUAAUUCCAUGGGCUGUGCGAGCUCCAAACUUGAUGAUCUCCCGGCGGUUAUGCUUUGCCGGGAGCGUUGUGCGUUCUUGGACGAAGCUAUUAAAAAGCGUGACGAGCUCGCCGAAGCUCAUAUGGCUUACAUUCACUCCCUCAAAGUUAUUGGUUCCUCUUUGAAAAGUUUUGUCGGUCAGGAUUUGGGCAAUUCCUCUGGUUCACCUCCUUCUCCGAAGCUCAAUCUUCCUCCUAAGAGAAAAGGAGAUCCUGUUGUUUCUGCGAGUAUUCAAGCUGGGAAAUCGCCGCCUCAUCAUCUUUCUCGCUCUAAUUCCGGUUCCCAUCUUAACUUUCAUUCCAAUUCCGACGACGAGGAUGACGAUUCCGGUGGUUCCCUCCACCAUUCCGAUCAUUCCUCGCCUCUGUACGUUCCCGUCGAUCAUAUUGAAUAUAUGGAUGCGGAUCAACAAGGACAGGGUGCCUACCCAGGUGGGUUUAUGCAUAUGAAUUACAUGAAGAACAAAGCGACGCCGUCUGUGGUGUACGAGGAGAGGGCCGUCAGUUCAAUGACUGUACACCGUAUGGAUAUGGGUGAAUCUUCUUCUUCUACUUCGUAUUAUUCCUAUCCUGGUUAUUCAAACAGCGUAAAUCCUAAUCCUUCUCCAUAUUAUGAAUAUCCCAAUUACGGUGGUGGAAUUGGUGGGUAUUAUGGCGGUGGUUCUUCGCCUCCUCGUUAUGGGGCUAUGCCGGGGCAGUCGUCUCCGGCAGCGGCUGCGUCGUCGUCGAAGCAGCCUCCACCACCGCCGUCUCCGCCAAAAGCUUCGCCUUGGGAAUUCUUGAACCCGUUUGAGAACUACGAUAAGUACUAUUCGCAGUACACGCCGAGCAGGGACUCGAAGGAGGUGAGGGAAGAGGAAGGGAUACCUGAUUUGGAAGACGAGGAUUACCAGCAUGAGGUGGUGAAGGAAGUUCAUGGGGAUCAGAAAUUCACUGCUGAUGGUGGUGGGAAGCACUCGAAAGCUGCUGUGGUAGACGACGAGGUUGGUGACACCGAGGGGUUGCUUUACAAGACUAGGCCGAGUGUUUCCACGGAAUAUGAAGCUCAUGUGGUGGACAAAAAGGUUGUUGACGAUGAAGAGAGGUCCGAUGAACGACCAGCAUAUAAGGCUAGAGCAGGUCCUCGGAAUCCUUUUGAAGCGGCCAUGGAAAUUGAGUUUGAGUUUCAGAGAGCUUCUGAGUGUGGAAAUGAAAUUUCCAGGUUGCUUGAAGUGGGUUCGCUUCGAUAUAACCGGAAACAUGUUUCUUCCAAGAUGUUGCAUAUGGUCACUCCAUCUUUGUCGGUAGUAUCCUCACAGCCUUCCACUUCUAAGCAUGGUGAGUCGUCGUCCUCUGCUGACAAGGCUGCCCCUGCUCAGUUGGACUUUGAUGAAGAUAUGGCUUUGAGGUCCAGAAAACUUUCUUCUACCUUACGUAAGCUGUAUCUUUGGGAGAAGAAACUUUAUAAUGAAGUUAAGGCUGAGGAAAAGAUGAGGGUAAUUCAUGACAGGAAGUGCCGUAAGCUGAAGCGUUUAGAUGAAAGGGGUGCUGAGGCGCACAAAGUUGAUUCAACUCGAACUUUAAUAAGGAGUCUCUCCACAAAGAUAAGAAUUGCCAUUCAAGUUGUGGACAAGGUAUCUGUGACUAUAAAUAAGAUCAGGGAUGAAGAAUUAUGGCCACAACUAGAUGAAUUAAUUCAAGGGUUAACAAGGAUGUGGAAGUCUAUGCUCGAAUGUCAUCAUAACCAGUGCCUAGCCGCCAGAGGUUUAGGUACUAUUGGAUCUGGGAAAAAACUUGAUGAAGCUCAUCUUGAUGCCACUUGGCAGCUAGAGCAUGAGCUUUUUAGCUGGACUUCCAGAUUCCAUACUUGGAUAAGUUUGCAGAAGGCAUAUGUGAAAGCCUUAAAUAAUUGGCUUCAGAAAUGCCUUCUGUAUGAACCAGAAGAAACAGCAGAUGGAAUAGUUCCCUUUUCACCUGGUAGAUUAGGUGCACCUCCUGUUUUUGUUAUUUGUAACCAAUGGUCACAAGCAAUGGACAGGAUAUCCGAAAGAGAAGUAUUUGAGUCUAUGCGUAAAUUGACCAUGAAUGUGCUUCAUAAAUGGGAGAAUGAGAAGCAAGAAAUGGCCAACAAGGAUCCGGAGAGAAAAGCUAGAAGCUGGGAUAGAGAGGGCCAAAAGAUACAGAAGGGAAUUCAGGCAUUAGACAAGGAAAUGGUGUUGGUCUCAGGGGAUGGUAAUAGUCUCUCAGUUGCUGGACAGAUUGUCUAUCAGAGUGACACUAGCAACGAUAGCCUACAGGCUAGUUUGCAACGCACUUUUGAGACCAUGGAAAGGUUCACUGCUAACUCCAUGAAAGCUUAUGAGGAGCUUUUACAACGUAGUGAAGAAGAAAAGCAUGCUAGAGAUCAUGAAGGGGUUUCGUAGUUCUUUGUGGUUUGAUGGGUCCAUAAUCAACUCUUUCACAUUGGUAUUUGGUUAAUUGGAGGCUCAAGAUCUCUGGUGGUUUUAUUAUUUGGAGUUAAGUUGCUUCAUUGCUUGCUAGAAAUCUCGCUGCAUUUGGAGAUGGAAUAAUAAGUUGAAGCAUGAUGGAUGAUGACUCAGCAGCAACAUAUUUAGAGGACAACGGUUCCUUUGUUGAGAGAUGACUGUGUUGGUUGAUACACAGUGCAGUUCUAAUUGGAAGCAGGCAGAAAUGGGACUUAUACAGCAAGAAAAGUUUUUUGUUCAAGUGCAAGCGGACUUGAAGCCUGCUGAGCCAUUUUUGGAUAUAAUGAGCUAAGUCUUGUGGCAUUUUUGCUUUCGUGGAAUUGUGGUUCUCAUUUCUUCACAUCAAAUUUCAAUUUUCGGUGCAUUGUGCGGAAAAGGAGACAGGAAUUGCCUUGGCUAAUGAGGAGUUGGAAGGAUGCACAACUGGUUUAAGUUAUUUCCAGUAAAGGGGAUUUCCUUUUCAGUUUUGAAUUGAUAAAAUUGAGUUUCACUGUAGGCUUAUUGGGCUUUCUUGGAGUGACGCAAGCCACUUAAACUGCCCAGAAACUGUUAAAUUGUGUAGAAUAUGUUGUCAAAAUUUGUUUUUGCUCCGUCUUAUUAGGUAUUUCAUUUAAUAUUUUAUAUUAUUGUACAGAAAGAGUUUUGGCAUUAAUCAAAUUGAGCAUUUCCAAUA
Ziziphus jujuba (common jujube) is the source of this 3748-nucleotide messenger RNA. RefSeq names its product protein ALTERED PHOSPHATE STARVATION RESPONSE 1. NCBI's taxonomy places the organism in Eukaryota, Viridiplantae, Streptophyta, Magnoliopsida, Rosales, Rhamnaceae. The coding region runs from base 580 to 3012 and encodes 810 amino acids. The record is from RefSeq and is a predicted model, not a curated record. The transcript is spliced from 4 exons.